Dufourea novaeangliae is the source of this 3828-nucleotide messenger RNA. RefSeq names its product sodium/potassium-transporting ATPase subunit beta-2. Gene Ontology annotation, cellular component: sodium:potassium-exchanging ATPase complex. Gene Ontology annotation, biological process: intracellular sodium ion homeostasis; potassium ion import across plasma membrane; sodium ion export across plasma membrane. Bases 336 to 1283 code for a protein of 315 amino acids. The transcript is spliced from 5 exons. Gene Ontology annotation, molecular function: ATPase activator activity. The record is from RefSeq and is a predicted model, not a curated record. Lineage: Eukaryota; Metazoa; Arthropoda; Insecta; Hymenoptera; Halictidae.
CGGACGAGUGCGCCCGAGAACAGCAACGGCUCCAGACGAGGGCACCGUAUCACAACCCUUCCUUCCUUCUUUCGCGUCGUCCUCGGCCCGCGCCACUGUUCCUUCGGGAGACCAGCGAGAUCGCACGGAGGCGGGAGAGGUGGCGCAUUAGGAGUUCGAGUAAAGGGGAUCCCGGGACUAGCCGACGACGGUUUUGCUCGCGGUGGUAUCAUCACGCGGGGGGACUAGAGAGGAGAGAUAGAGAGUUUGCUGGUGCCGUGUAACGGCGGACAGAAAACAUACUAAUCAUAUUGCAGCUAAUUCGACGAGUAUAAGAACAACGGGAACCCGGAAUAAUGGAGGGCAAGAAAGUCGAGCAGUAUUACAGUCCGCCGCCGAAGCUGGGCAAAUGGGAGGGCUUCAGGAUCUUUCUGUGGAACUCCGAGACGGGACAGUUCCUCGGGCGUACAGGCGCUAGUUGGGCGAAGAUUUUGUUAUUCUACAUUAUUUUCUACGCCGUGCUCGCCGGUUUCUUCGGAGCUAUGUUGACCGUUUUCUACCAAACGUUAGACCCGAACCAGCCGAAAUGGCAGCUGGAGAAUUCCUUGAUCGGGAGCAACCCUGGCCUCGGGUUCAGGCCCAUGCCCCCAGCGAGUAACGUCGAGAGCACCUUGAUCUGGUACAAAGCCAGUGACGAGGGUAACUUCUUGCACUGGACGAGGGAGCUGGACAAGUUCCUCGAAGAGUACCAGAGGUCUCCCACCAACACAAAUGGCGCCCAGAAGAGGAUGGUUUGCGACUAUGGGAAACCACCGGCGCCCGGCAAGGUCUGCGACGUGGACAUGACGAUGUGGGGACAGUGCACGAAGGAGAACAAAUACGGUUACAAUAAAUCCGCUCCGUGCAUUUUCCUGAAGCUGAACAAGAUUUUCGGCUGGAAGCCGGUCUACUACAACGACACGAAGAAUCUGCCGUCGACCAUGCCUGCUGACCUUCAGGAGCACAUCAAGCAAGAGGAGAACGCGAACAGGCUGGACACCGUUUGGGUAUCGUGCGCCGGUGAAAAUCCAGCCGACGUCGAAAACAUGGGGGCGAUUCAAUACAUUCCUCGCCGAGGUUUUCCCGGCUUCUAUUUCCCCUUCACAAACACCCCGGGAUAUCUCAGCCCUCUCGUAGCUGUUUUCUUCGAGAGACCUAAAUAUGGCGUGCUGAUCAACAUCGAGUGCAAGGCCUGGGCGCACAACAUCAUCCACGACAGAUUCGAGAGGCGCGGCUCGGUGCACUUCGAGCUAAUGGUGGACUAAACGGCGUCACCCGGGGCCCUCAUCAUUUUUGCCAGACCACUACCAACUGCGUCCAAGAUAUCUGUUGGAGGAGGAAGAAGAAGCAGAAGCAGAAGAAACAGGAGUAAAUUUCUUUUUUAAUCAAUAUCUCGCUGGCGGAUUCGUGACCACUCCUUCUUUUCUCCGGUCCCUUCAUCCGUCGACGGUACCGCCUCCCCCUUUAACCCCAAGCCGCGUUUCUUCUCGUCGUCGUAUUUAUCGUAGGAUCCGUCACGCGUUCACAACACGCUCAUUCUCGCUAUUCUCAUCGUCGUACCGUUGUUCUCUUUCAUUCGCGAUAUCUCUCUCCCUCUCUCUCUCUCUCUCUAUAUAUAUAUAUAUAACCGUCGUUUUAAUUCAUACUCGUGUCGCGCGCUUCUUACGAGACCAUAACACCAGGGGGGGUUGGAUCGUUCCGCGUAACGGUCGUGCGUUUCAUUUCUUCUCUUUCACGGACACAACCACGCAUACACACACUAAGGUCAGAGACACGCGAGAACACGAAGACAUCAUCGAUCGACGCUUCCACGAGCAAAUGAUUUAUCACGGGACGAUAGAUACGGACCAGUGUAAACAAACGAAAGAAAAAAAACAUAAAAAAAAAAAAAGAAACGAAAUUGGCUAUUAUACAAGCUGUAGAGACACAGAAUGAUACGUACCAACGGAGCACGCAUACGCGGGUACGUGUCGGGAUGCACAAAAACACAGUUCAGCGGAAAAAUUCUGCACAAAAAUACGAAGAAAAGAAAAAAAAUACAGAAGAUCGGCGGUAAUCCCUUCUUUAUAUCCCAGGGGGGGGGGGCGAAGGGGAGUGGUCGUACUGUCAGGAUCUAAGUAUCGUUCGGGGUAUCCAUUGGAACGCGUAAAGAGGUUUCCCUUUGAUCUUUCGCCCCUUUCGCGAGUUUUUCCACCUUUCUUUUCAUUUUCUUUUCUGUUCGAACCGUUUCUUCACAUCCCAUGUAUACCCCCUUGUUUUUCUGAUUUUCGUUCUUCCCACCACCCACCCCCGUCAUUUCCAGCCUCUCGUAGCAGGCUUUUGGGCCUGCGCGUGUGACGUGUUUCGUUUCCUUGAUCCUUUGAUUUCCCUUCAAUUUCCACGAGACCCGUCGGUACUCGUCUAGCUGACGAGAACCGCCUAACGUGUAGGGUACACCGAGGAUAAGAAUAAAAAGAAACAAAAAAAUAAUAAAGAAAGCAAACAAUCGAUAACUCUUAGUUCGUGCCACGUAGAGACGUAUUAAACUGAAACAAUGGUGAAAAGAAGAAAAAAUAUUAGUGUCUUUAACGCCCGUCGGUACGGUGCACCCGGCACGGUGGAACUUUUGAUUUCGAAUUCCAACGAAGAAGCUCUCGGACGCGGCUCUCGGCGAAUCUUGAUCGAAAGUUCCGCCGUUCUCGGUUGGGAGGAGGGAAUGGUCGGAAACGAUCGACGAUUCUGCCCGAUGGAAAAAGUCGAGAUUGACGGUUGCGAUCGGGCACGCGGGAAAAGUGGGGAAUAUGGAUACACGAGAAUGGUCGUCGAUCGGGGUUCGGUAGCGAUUUCGAUGGACCCGCGGCGGCGGAACUUUUCCUUGAUAAAUCCCCUUGGAUUCUGGUAAACCGAUCUCGAUAACGCGUGAACACCGAUAUUGCUCCCACGGGCGGAACAGGAAUUCUCCGUGUGAAAUUGGAAACACCACGAAACGAUUGUACAUAGAACCUUCGGUUUUUCUUUUUUUCGAAACGAUCAAACGGGACACGGCCCGAUUUUUUUGAUUUUUCACUCGAAGUUCCGCCGGUACGGGGUACGGAUCGUGGACGCUGUGUGGAGUAUUCGGUGUGCGUGAAUUAAUGGUGGUAACGUAACGGAGAGGGGGGGGGGGCAGAAAAAAAGAAAAGAAGUAGAGAAAUUGAUUUGUUUUAGGUAAAAUACACUAUUCUCCGUUAAGUUUCAAACGAAAAGAAACCAAAAAAAUCUCGAUACGAAAGUUGUUGCUAUUGUUCGCGCUAUCGGAAUGGAAAAGCAAUUUACAGAUAGAUGAAGAAUUCUAUAUAUAUAUACAUGUAUAAAUAUUUUAAUUCGCGGUGUUUUUAUUUUGUGCGUAAAACAGAAUUGCUCAAGUUCGCGACGCCCGGAAUAAUUCGUGUCGAUCAGUUUCACCGGGGGUGUGCGAGAUGAAUUCCAAGUGAACGCGAAUAAUAUUCGAUAUUGUUACCGCCAUUAGCGUGUGUGUCGGUGAAAGCGCGGGAUAUUUAAAACGGAAACACCAGCUGCGGAAGACGCCGGGGUUUCGUUGGAUUUCGAUUUGUCGAGAAACAGCGCGCGGACUGCACGGGGAAAAGUUUAAUCAGCCUAGUGAUAACCGUACGCAAGAAAAAAAAAAAAAUACCGUAUGGAAUAUGUAUUUAUGAUUAUAUUGUACCGCAUGAUAGUAUCUAGCGCUAGUCCACGCAAUCGUAUAGUCGAUAGGUUGUAUCACGCAGUCUGGAGAUCAGAGGAAUCAUGUUCUAUAUACAUAUACUAUAUAUGGACCGUUUAUUUUGAAAG